Aureobasidium uvarum is the source of this 1188-nucleotide messenger RNA. The record is from the annotation of a GenBank genome assembly. NCBI's taxonomy places the organism in Eukaryota, Fungi, Ascomycota, Dothideomycetes, Dothideales, Saccotheciaceae.
GCCAUGUCGAAAUGGCCAGAUGCGACAAACAAAUACGCAGCGACAUCCAGGACACCAAUGCCAGAAGAUGAUAUAUCCAGCUCGCCACCAUCUGUCAUCCCCUCGGAUAUGGAGAAACAACAGAUCGAGGAAAACAUUUGCCCGGACAAGGUUUCUGCAUUCAAAGGCCUAGGCUGGCUAGAUCGUUUUCUGGCAGUUUGGAUUUUGCUGGCUAUGGCUAUUGGAAUCUUGCUAGGGAAUUUUGUACCGCAGACAGGGGAAGCAUUGCAGAAGGGACAGUUUGUGGGUGUGAGUGCGCCGAUUGCGGUGGGAUUGUUGGUCAUGAUGUAUCCCAUCUUGUGCAAAGUGCAAUACGAAACCUUACAUCUCGCCUUCAAAACACGAGAAUUAUGGAUUCAAGUCGGUUUCAGCAUUAUUGUCAAUUGGUUGAUUGCACCAUUCUUGAUGCUCGGGCUUUCGUGGGCAUUUCUUCCUGACGAGAGUGGAUUGAGAGAAGGACUUAUUCUUGUGGGAGUGGCGAGAUGUAUUGCCAUGGUGUUGAUCUGGACUGGUCUUGCUGGAGGAGAUUCGCAGUAUUGCGCCAUCCUCGUCGCCAUAAACUCCAUCUUGCAAAUGGUGCUGUUUGCACCUUUGGCCAUUUUGUUCAUCAACGUCAUCAGUGACCCGGACACCAAAAUCGAAGUCGAGUAUAGCACCGUGGCCACUUCUGUGGCAGCUUUCCUCGGGAUCCCUCUGGCUGCUGCCAUCAUCACUCGCUUUGCCAUUCGCAAAUUCUCGGUCCAAUGGUACGACACGGUGUUUCUCAAGUGGGUGGCCCCAUGGUCCCUCAUCGGCCUCCUCUACACCAUCAUCGUCCUCUUCGCAUCCCAAGGCCACCGCGUAGUCCACCAAAUCGUCUCUGUCGUCCGCGUCGCCGCUCCCCUCAUCGUCUAUUUUUUCGUCAUUUUUUCCUUGACACUAUACGUCACGCACAAACUGGGCUUUGGGUACAAGUUAUCCACCACUCAGGCUUUUACGGCCGCGAGCAACAAUUUUGAGCUUGCGAUUGCGGUGGCGACGGCGACGUAUGGGGCUGAUAGCGAUCAGGCGCUUGCUGCUACUGUGGGUCCGUUGAUCGAGGUGCCCGUGUUGCUUGGGUUGGUGUAUGUGGUAAGAUGGAUUGGAAAUCGAAGGCAGUGGAAAGCGUGA